UCUUUAUCGCGUUCAUGUUUGCCGUCUCUCGGACUCCCUCGUCUCACUCCUCCCCUCGCCUGUGAGGCGAGUAUGCUGUCAGUGCAUCCCGAUAUCGAGCUCAAUGUCGACAAUGUCCAUCUCCUUACAACGUUAACGCUGCUUAUUACACGCGCUGGCCAAGGCUUGGAGCUCUUUCAUGCACUCGCGCAUAGGAACUUCCCUAAGACUGACGCGAGGGAAUGUGAACACAAAGUCGGUCAAACGGGGACCACUGAGACUAUCUGGGGCACGUCUUCGUUUAUGGCUCUCGGGCUUCUCGAAAACACGUCUGUCGUCCACACGGCCAAACACGACCUCGAGUCCUUCUUUUGGGUGCUGCUCUGGUGUGUGCUUCGGUACACCCCACAUAGAGACCCCUCCGGAGCGCUCGCGUGCGAUAACAUCUUCGGCGGUUAUGCAACGGGGAAAUCGCUCAUAUUCUACCGCGACUUCCCAAGCCACAUCCCCGAGGGCACCCGGUCUGCGCUGUACGACCUCGGCGACUGGAUGAAGCAGAUGGUCAGCGUGCAGAAUCCUCCAUCUGCCCCGGGGCUAAAGCAAGACACACCGGCAUAUCAUGCUGUAUUUGCGGACCUCACUUCACCUUGCGGCUAUUCACCGAAAGACAUGAACUAUAGUGACCUCCAGAAAUUAUUCGCUAUUGCACUCGCUCAAACGGAUGAUUGGCCGGAGAAUGAUGCUGCAAUCCCGUUCCACCAAUUGGAGGUAUGCCUACGUUCCAGAGAUGGUCCUAUAAUACCGGACUCUUGGCUGUCCUGGCAUGCCUGGAUCUAG
Messenger RNA from Mycena indigotica, 816 nucleotides. RefSeq lists its product as uncharacterized. Bases 73 to 816 code for a protein of 247 amino acids. Lineage: Eukaryota; Fungi; Basidiomycota; Agaricomycetes; Agaricales; Mycenaceae. The record is from RefSeq and is a predicted model, not a curated record. The transcript has a single exon.